This is a messenger RNA of Protopterus annectens (West African lungfish), 445 nucleotides long. RefSeq names its product protein cornichon homolog 1-like. The record is from RefSeq and is a predicted model, not a curated record. NCBI's taxonomy places the organism in Eukaryota, Metazoa, Chordata, Ceratodontiformes, Protopteridae. Gene Ontology annotation, biological process: vesicle-mediated transport.
AUGGCAUCCACAUUUGCAGCCUAUUGUUAUAUGUCAUCUCAACGUUUAGCUGCUAUCCUUAUCUUCUUUUCAAUUUGGCACAUAAUAGCAUUUAAUGAACUGAAGACUGAUUACAAGAAUCCAAUAGUGCAGUGUAAUAUACUAAAACCACUGGUGCUUCCAGAGUAUCUCAUCCAUUAUAACUACUGUGUCAUGUUUUUUUGUCCAGCAGAAUGGCUGACAUUAGGUCUUAAUAUGCCAGUUUUGGCCUACCAUGUGUGGUGGUACAUGAGUAGGCCUGUUAUGAGGGGACCAGGAUUAUAUGACCUUACAACCAUCAUGAACACUGAUAUUUUAGCAUACUGUCAGAAGACUGGAUGGUACAAACUAACGUUUUAUCUUUUAUCAUUUUUCGAUUACUUAUAUGGAAUGAUAUAUGUCUUGGUGAGUUCUUAAGAUCCAUUGC